Oncorhynchus nerka (sockeye salmon) is the source of this 4869-nucleotide messenger RNA. RefSeq names its product double-stranded RNA-specific adenosine deaminase-like. Bases 3769 to 4701 code for a protein of 310 amino acids. The transcript has 5 exons. Gene Ontology annotation, biological process: positive regulation of type I interferon-mediated signaling pathway. The record is from RefSeq and is a predicted model, not a curated record. Gene Ontology annotation, molecular function: RNA binding; DNA binding; double-stranded RNA adenosine deaminase activity. Lineage: Eukaryota; Metazoa; Chordata; Actinopteri; Salmoniformes; Salmonidae.
UACGGUAUGUUAUGUACUGUAGGCUACGGUAUGUUAUGUACUGUAGGCUACGGUAUGUUAUGUACUGUAGGCUACGGUAUGUUAUGUACUGUAGACUACGGUAUGUUAUGUACUGUAGGCUACGGUAUGUUAUGUACUGUAGACUACGGUAUGUUAUGUACUGUAGGCUACGGUAUGUUAUGUACUGUAGGCUACGGUAUGUUAUGUACUGUAGGCUACGGUAUGUUAUGUACUGUAGGCUACGGUAUGUUAUGUACUGUAGACUACGGUAUGUUAUGUAGGCUACGGUAUGUUAUGUAGACUACGGUAUGUUAUGUACUGUAGGCUACGGUAUGUUAUGUACUGUAGGCUACGGUAUGUACUGUAGGCUACGGUAUGUUAUGUACUGUAGGCUACGGUAUGUUAUGUACUGUAGGCUACGGUAUGUUAUGUAGGCUACGGUAUGUUAUGUACUGUAGGCUACGGUAUGUUAUGUACUGUAGGCUACGGUAUGUUAUGUACUGUAGGCUACGGUAUGUUAUGUACUGUAGGCUACGGUAUGAAGAAUGUUAUGGAAAUGUCCUGUAUUACCAAAUCAUGAGAGAGUAAAUCACACACAAGUCAAGAGUUCUUAUAAUGUCCAUCUUUAAUUAUAUGAGCUUCACCAUAGCCCUGUGACUCUCAGAUCAAUUCAGUGUCUAUAAAUUAAUUAUAUGAGAGUGCUUACAAAACAGUUCUUAGUAUCAUUUAUAGCCAAAACACACCCAUCUCAACUCACAUGACGAAACACAGAUCUUAGGAACAUUACACAAAGAACCUUUUACUUUUAAAGAGGAGUAUCCCAUAGCUAGAUAGCCUUAGCUAUAAAUGAUUGUUCAGUUUGGUCUCCUAAACGGAAGUUCUUAUCUCGUUCUUGGUACCACUUAGGACCAAAACAUUACCUUAUCCAAUGGCAUAUAUCAUAUAUUGUCAAUUCUAGAUACCCCCAUCUCAAAUACAAUCCCUCCUGGACAAGAUCAAAUGAGACAAGAUCAAAUGAGAGGAGUGACUGGCACACAGACAUCGUGGAGCCAACUAACUGGUUCCCCUUUAAUCACGCCCUCCCUUCACAUGGUUUAGGAAUAGUUACAGACACAUUCACAGAUAAGACUGACCUGACCUCUUCCCUCUCUGGGCCCCAAGUAACUGAGCUCUAGCAGAGAAGGGAUAACUGCAAACUGCCAACAGUAUUAUUCAAAAAGAAAACAUCCUAAUGACAAAUAUCUGACAAACAUUAUUAUGUAAAUAAAACAUCCCUAUUUAUCAAUGUUACCCAACUAAUUCUGAUUCAGCUGAGCUGAACAUCAUUCCAUGAAACCUGACGUUAUUUAUAGGUAUAGAUAGAUAAAGCAGAUUAACAGGAAGUAUGUAUGUACUGUAAUGGUAGACCAUUCCAUUCUUGUGGGACGGCUAAGGAGUAUUGGUGUCUCUGAGGGGUCUUUGGCCUGGUUUGCUAACUACCUCUCUCGAAGAGUGCAGUGUAUAAAGUCAGAACAUCUGCUGUCUCAGCCACUGCCAGUCACCAAGGGAGUACCCUUGGCUCUAUCCUAGGCCCCAAGCUCUUCUCAAUUUACAUCAACAACAUAGCUCUCUCAUCCAUUUAUAGGUAGAUGAUACAGUCUUAUACUCAGCUGGCACCUCGCCGGAUUUUGUGUUAAACUCUAUACCAAAAAAGUUUUCUUAGUGUCCAACAUGCUUUUUCUGCCCUUACACCAUGCCUAAACCGGACGCCCACAAAUAGAUUUUGUUGAAAUAUCAAAUCAAACUCUGAACCAAUUAUAUUAAUUUGAGGACAGGUCGAAAAUCAUUAAGCUUUUAGGGCAAUUUAGCUACAUAGCUUGCUGUUGCUAUUAAUUUGUCCUGGGAUAUAAACAUUGAGUUGUUAUUUUACCUGAAAUGCACAAGGUCCUCUACUCCGACGACUAAUCCACAGCUAAAAGGAUAAACCGAGUUUGUUUCUAGUCAUCUCUCCUCCUUCAGGCUUCUUUUUCUUCUUUGGACUUUAUAUGGCGGUUGGCAGCUAACUUUCAUAAUAAGAUGAAUUACCACAACCGACCUCAGUUCAUCUAUCAAUCACCCACGUGGGUAUAUGUUGCUAAUAACCAAUGAGAAGAUAUCACGUGGGUAUAUGCUUCUAAAAAUCAAUGAGGAGAUGGGAGAGGCAGGACUUGCAGUGCGUUCUGUGUCACAAAUAGAAUCCACUUCUAUUUUAAUGCCUGGCAACGCAGAUGCUUUUUGGCUCACGCUAGCAGUCUGGGUGCAAUGAUUGGAUAACAUGUGUGUGUACAUUUAUUUUGCAACGCUCGUGAACGCGACUCGUCCAGUUUGGGCAUGGUGUUGACCUUGUUCUGAACACCUCCAUAACAAAGGUCAUGUGGUUCGGUAAGAAGAAUGCCCCUCUCCCCACAGGUGUUAUUACUACCUCUGAGGGUUUAGAGCUUGAGGUAGUCACCUCAUACAAGUACUUGGGAGUAUGGCUAGCUAGACGGUACACUGUCCUUCUCUCAGCACAUAUCAAACCCGCAGGAUAAAGUUAAAUCUAGACUUGGUUUCCUCUAUCGUAAUCAGUCCUCUUUCACCCCAGCUGCCUAACUAACCCUGAUUCAGAUGACCAUCCUACCCAUGGUAGAUUACGGAGACGUAAUUUAUAGAUCGGCAGGUAAGGGUGCUCUCGAGCGGCUAGAUGUUCUUUACCAUUCGACCAUCAGAUUUGCCACCAAUGCUCCUUAUAGGUCACAUCACUGUACUCUUCUGUAAACAAGUCAUCUCUAUACCUCUUCAAUCUCAUCAUUCAAAGACUCAAUCAUGGACACUCUUACUGACAGUUGUGGCUGCGUUGCGUGAUAUAUUUUUGUCUCUACCUUCUUGCCCUUUAUGCUGUUGUCUGGGCCCAAUAAUGUUUGUACCCUGUUCUGUGCUGCUACCAUGUUGUGUUGCCAUCAUGUUGUUGUCAUGUGUUGCUGCCUUGCUAUGUUGUUGUCUUUAGGUCUCUCUUUAUGUGGUGUUGGGUUGUCUCUCUUGUCGGGGUGUGUGUUUUGUCCUAUAUUUGUAUUUAAUUUAGGAGGAGGAGGCCUUUUGAUAGGCUGUCAUUGUAAAUAAGAAUUUGAUCUUAAAAUAAAGGUUAAAUAAAAAAAAUAGGCCUAGGACAUAUUAUACGUUUUGUUCUAUGAUAAUGUUUUUCAAUUAACAUCACUUUUUGUUACUUUUUUAAAAUGUGUUAUAAAAGAAAGAAAAGCACAUAAAGGCUUCAUAAUUCAUAAAGGUCAUGUUAGCUGACUCUUAUUAUCUCAUAUAAAAAAUAUGUAUAAGAUCUCCAAAACCUGUGUUAACCUCGGACCUUAUUUUCGGCGUUUAUUCCUAAACCCUAUUCUCUCCACAUUCAUUUUCGCCAUAGGGAUGGCUGAACGAAUCAGACGUAACUCAUUUCCGGGUUGUAGGGUAAUGGCUAGAAAGGCUCCAGCUUUUGUCAGAAUUGACUUUUCGAAAGCAGGUUUAGGAGAAUUUACGCAGCAGGUUAGGAGAAUAAACGCGAUAGACUAUCGGAAUUAGGUUAAGGUUAGGAAAAGAGUUAGGGUUAGCUGAAAUGCAAAAAACUAUCUGCCUUUGACCUAAAUUGGACAAAAACUGGAUCCCAUCUAGACAAGACCGAAAAUAAAAUAUUCGGCAAGUCAUUUUAUCUCAUCUGGAAGAUGACCAUGUCGCGGUUGGAUACUGUAGCCAGCUGUGGGCUAGAAUGAUCCUACAGUAACUAUGUCCUGCGACAACCGGCAAGAAGACCAGUCGGCCUUGAAGGAGAGAAUAUGUACCUUUUUAAAGGUGAAGAAACAAGGAUCCACUGCCCUCCAGAUAGCUAAGGCUGUUGGACUAAUGAAGGCCAAGGAUGUAAACAGUGUCCUGUACACUUUAAACAAAGCUGGACUUCUUGAUGUAACACCAGACAAACCACCAGUCUGGUCUGUGAGUGUUCCAGAGUCAGAUCGAGUGCCUAGUAUUUCUGAGACCCCUGGCAUCACAGUGGAGGAACUGAGGAGGGUGCUGAUGUCAAAGAGUGAUGGAAGAGGGAUGAGUGCGCCACAAAUUGCCAGAGAAUUGGGCCAAUCACAAAAAUUAGUGACUAUGUCCUGCGACAACCAGCAAGAAGACCAGUCGGCCUUGAAGGAGAGAAUAUGUACCUUUUUAAAGGUGAAGAAACAAGGAUCCACUGCCCUCCAGAUAGCUAAGGCUGUUGGACUAAUGAAGGCCAAGGAUGUAAACAGUGUCCUGUACACUUUAAACAAAGCUGGACUUCUUGAUGUAACACCAGACAAACCACCAGUCUGGUCUGUGGAGAAACCAGGGGCGGCGUCAGUCUAUGUGAGUGUUCCAGAGUCAGAUCGAGUGCCUAGUCCUGAGACCCCUGGCAACACAUUGGAGGAACUGAGGAGGGUGCUGAUGUCACAGAGUGAUGGAAGAGGAAUGAGUGUGCAAGAAAUUGCCAGAGAAUUGGGCCAAACACGAAAAUUUGUGAAUAAGCAUCUUUAUGACCUGCAAAGUAGCGGCAAGGCAGAAAAGUUGGGAGAGAAAAUGUGGAAAAUGAAGGAUGAAGCAAGCUGUGGAGUAGAGCUUAUUAAAUACCAGAGUUAUGAUCAAGAUCUUUCCAUCACACCAAGUAGACCGCUCUUUAAUACAUCAAACUGUUCCUAGAUGACCCAGAGGACUACCUGACCCAGAGGACUACCUGACCCAGAGGACUACGAUCCCAUUCUCUGAAGAAAAAUGCAUAUUACCUCACAAGCUACCCUCACUAUUAAAACAUUUACCAUAGUCUACCCUCACUAUUAAAACAUUUACCAUAGUCUACAGAGAGUAGAG